AUGUCUCUCACUCGGUUAUUUUCUAUCCCAGAGCUCGUUAUUCAUUGUCUUUCUGAGCUUCCAGCCUCAAAAUAUGACGAUUCGUCUGUGAAGACGCUUUUGGUGUGUACGGAAACCUGCCGUGCGCUGGGGGAAAUAGCCAAAACAGAUACCUUGUGGGCUCCUCAUUAUCGGGUGAGAUAUACGAGAGGCCAAGGUCUUGAGGGAGGUUGGUACAAGCGCUAUGUGUCUCAUAGGAGGAUCGAUAUUCAAGCUAUCGACCUAUUAAAUGAUAUCAUAUCCAAACCCUCUAAACGAGAUGACGCGAUUACCAAGCUAGUCGAAAUGGGUGAUUUGGUGUGGGAUGCGUUGAGAAUGGAAGCAAUGUGUCGAGUUCCAGAUGAAUUGAAGGAUAUCUGGGCCAAGAGAGAUCACGAGUGGAGAACAGAACGAUGGGAAGGGGUUGGGGAGGAAUGGAAUGGUGAAGACAAGAGCGGAACUUUGGCCGAGGAGCCCGAUAUGAGGAAUAUUCCCCACGAUUGGAUACAGAGAAGGUGGUGGGCGAGACAAGCACUUGGAACGAUGGCCCGGACUACAGCCGUCCUGUCAAUGUCAAAAGUCUUCUCAGGAGACAAACCACAGCCAACAUCUCUCGAAAACGCAAAGAUAUUUGAGGAAGGAAUUAAGGGGCUAUCCGGCUUAAUGGGUGCAAAUGUUGCCGAGAUUAGUCACAACUAUGAUAACUUGGCGAGAGCAUGUGGCCAGCAUCUUGAAUCCGUUGGGAUUUCUACGGACCCCCAAAAUUCCACGUUCGAUCUGAAGGCAUUUUCAGUUGGAGUCUGUAAUUGGAUGGCGGACCAAGGAUUUAAGCGUGCGGCAGGGGAGCAUUAUUAUGACUUAAUGGGCCACUUCCCGCAUAAAUUCAUGACUACUAAUCGGCGCACACUCCCCAUGUCCUUGGUCUACACUUUCGUAGCGCUGGUCACUCGGCUCGGAUUGCGUGCUUCCCCGGUCGGGUUCCCGGGCCACGUACAUGCAUGGAUCGCACUUCCAGAUAGUGGGUCUGACUGGGAAGUUGGGUCGUUGGCAGUGGACGUAUUCAAUGCGGACAAGGAACCAUUCCUGAGCGAGGAGAUUUUGAGGGAGAAACUGAGAGAACUUGGUGUUCCAGAGGGGCAAAGGAAGGCAUUGAUGGGUCCGGCGGAAGCUUCUGAGAUGGUAUUCAGAGCGGCAAAUAAUAUAUUGCAUUCGGUAACAAGAGUUCAACACCGGAUGGAUACUUCAGUAUCUUCGGAAACACGAGCGGCCGCACUCUACGCGUCCGCCACAACAUUCCUAAUCGCUCGUCCCGAAGCAGCCGACGCAUCAAGAUUUAUAGGCGGAAUCAUGAGCGUAGUUAAAGAGUACUUUCCACUCGAUACCGAACCUGUGCUCGCACGUGCGCUAUGUGGACUUUUAAUGCGGGAUCCUCACCAGUCCAUCGGGUUCCAGUUGCGCCAUGUCGUAGAUCGCCUAAAGCAGGAACAUAUCGUGAUGAAGGGGCGAGGUUCGGUGCAGUGGUGGGUCGGGUUGGUAUUUAGACAUCGCAAGUUUGGAUAUAUUGGGCUGGUGCUUGGGUGGGAUAGGGAGUGUCGGGCAGACGAAGAUUGGGUGGUGGCUGUGGGAGUUGAUCAGCUCCCCAGAGGGCGGCAUCAGCCAUUUUAUUCAGUAAUAGGAGAGGACGGGGGCACUAGAUAUGUUGCCGAAGAAAACAUUAUCCCCCUUCCGACUGCUCCAAAUGAAGCCGGAGAACAAGAUCGCGUUGGAUGGUCCAACGUACAUGAAUUCAUGACCAACUCGACCUGGACAAUCGAGCAAACGUUUUCGCGAGUGGAGGUGAACGAAGAACUGGGUCGGGUAUGGUUUGUACCCAGCGCUAAUAUAGCGCGGGAGUUUAUCGGCGAUACAGAAGUGGGGUGGGCUUAUAUGCAUCGUCCAGCACACGAAUACGCCCAGUAUCUGUAG
Molecule: messenger RNA, 1983 nt
Organism: Rhizoctonia solani
Lineage: Eukaryota; Fungi; Basidiomycota; Agaricomycetes; Cantharellales; Ceratobasidiaceae
Product: hemimethylated DNA-binding domain protein
Exons: 9
Coding region: 1-1983 (660 amino acids)
Molecular function (GO): protein binding; DNA binding
Source: RefSeq, a predicted model, not a curated record